This is a messenger RNA of Helicoverpa zea (corn earworm), 2993 nucleotides long. Its product is annotated as membralin. Lineage: Eukaryota; Metazoa; Arthropoda; Insecta; Lepidoptera; Noctuidae. The coding region runs from base 268 to 2511 and encodes 747 amino acids. The transcript is spliced from 11 exons. Gene Ontology annotation, cellular component: endoplasmic reticulum. The record is from RefSeq and is a predicted model, not a curated record. Gene Ontology annotation, biological process: positive regulation of ERAD pathway; response to endoplasmic reticulum stress.
UUCUACGUCAAGUGACAAGUUGUUAUGUCAAGAAUUUGACAGUUUUCCUUUUUAUUUAUCUCAUAAUUAUCAAAUAGAAAGUGAAUUGCGAGUUUAAGCUAAAACUUAUAGAAUAAUUGAUGGUAAAAAACCACGUAAGAUACAUUAAAAAUACUGGUCAACCAGUGUUUAUGAAGUUUUGACCUAAGUUCAGGGGUAAUUAGAAUGUCGUUGCUAUAACGAAUAAUAGACGAAAAUUUUCUCAAACAUACAAACAAUAACAAAGCUAUGAGUGCUGGUGGGCCACAGAUAAUGAACAACUUGCCACCGGGAGUCAAUGUGGACAACAACUUGUUGCCUGGAGGCCCUAUCAUAAAUCCUACAAUGAAUAGAAAUAGGAAUAAUAACCAGAAUCCUCUCUUUAAUAUGAGAGAGAGGUUAUUCCAUGCAUUGUUUUUUAAGUUUGCGUUAGCGUAUGCUCGGACAUUCCCGAGGCCAGUACGGAGAUUCUUUGAGUUCCUCGUACUGUUGAAAGCUCUAGUGGCAUUUUUUGUCCUUGCAUAUAUUCAUAUAGCAUUUUCGAGGACUCCUACAACAUGUUUGAACCAUGUGAAGGAGACUUGGCCAAGGGAUGGCAUACUGAGGGUUGAGAUUCUGAGGAACCCAGCACAGGACUACACUAUUGAGCAAAGUUAUGCAAAAGAGAGGAAAUUGAAAAAGGAUAAAGAAGAGCUCAAUUCUAUGUUAGGGAUGUUAGCUACAGAAGGGUUUAUCAACAUAGAGUCAUCGACAAGUGAAGAUAUAGAUGACGAUGACUACAUUCGCGAUGGCACUGACUAUGGCAACAUUACUAGAGUACACGACGACUCAGAAGUUCCCGCCACUGACAAAGUGAUAGAAACUUCUUACGUGAACACGGGAGGGGAUGGAGGGACGAGUGAGGAAACGGAUCUCAAUGCUACCAUAGUGUCGGGAGAAGAUGUCGAACCUUCUUCGUCUAUUUGGGAAGGAAUAAUGGGACUGGUUGAGGAUAUUGAUAGAGAUUCCAAAUUGGUAGAUGAAUCUCUAGACGAGUCAGCUUCUAACGACUCUUCAAAAGAUGAAGACUACAUACUAGAGUACUCCUUAGAGUAUGGUUUCCUUCGACUGUCGCCGAGUGCUCGACUGCGACUCAAGAUUCCAGUCAAAAUAGUCACGUUGGACCCUCAACGUGAUGAGUGCUUCGGCGACCCUUUCUCGCGGUUCGUGCUUGACGAAUUCCUCGGCUAUGACGAUCUGCUCAUGGCAUCUAUCAAGACGUUGGCUGAACAGGAAGAUAAUAAGGGUUAUUUGAGAAACGUGAUCACGGGCGAACAUUACCGCUUCGUGUCAUUGGUGACGGCGCGCAGCUCGUACAUAGCUGCUUUCUUCAUAAUGCUUGUCUUUACGGUGUCCAUAUCUAUGCUGCUGCGCUACGCUCACCAUCAGAUCUUCGUUUUCAUCGUGGACUUACUGCAGAUGCUAGAGUUCAACGUGACGGUAUCUUUCCCGGCUGCACCGCUCCUCACGGUUAUAUUGGCGCUAGUUGGUAUGGAGGCGAUUAUGUCGGAAUUCUUCAACGACACUACCACUGCGUUCUACAUAAUACUGAUAGUCUGGAUCGCGGACCAGUACGACGCGAUCUGCUGCCAUACCGCUAUUGCUAAACGACACUGGCUCAGAUUUUUCUACCUGUACCACUUCUCGUUCUACGCGUACCACUACCGGUUUAACGGACAGUACAGCAGCCUCGCGCUCGUCACAUCCUGGCUCUUCAUACAGCACUCCAUGUUGUACUUCUUCCAUCACUACGAGUUGCCAGUCAUACUACAGCAGGCGCAGCUGCAGCAGUUGCUUCUCCGUACUCACCGCGGCAUGGCUGGCGUGAUGGGACUGGCAGGUAUCGCCGCUCUGGCGAGCGGUGCGGCCUACCACGACGCUCCAGGCACCGGCACACAGGCUACUCCCCCGACUACCCAGUCCACUACGCAGACAGUUCAGAACACCGCGCAGUCUACCACACAAACAUCACCGUCCGUCUCCACCGCGCAAACUAACACCACUCACACUGGCGAUGUGGUGACCACCAGACCGUCCGACACCGCGGUGGAGACCAACACUAACUCGGGCGGCGACACACAGGAGAGCUCUCUUGCCACGCGUCCAACUGUCGAUAUAAGGAAUAAUGACAAAGAUAACUCCGUCACUCCCGGCGGUGACGCAGACAUCAAGAUAGAAGAAAUUGCUAGGAAAAGGGAAUCUUACAGCAAAAUCAAUGUUGGUAACAGUAACUCUGUUGCCAAUGAGACUGAUCAUGCAGUCUUGCCUGGUGGAACUAACGGUAAUUCCACUAUUGUGACAGACGUCAAAGAUGAGACUUCGACUUUAGAUCGUAGACGAAAAGACAGUAUCGUCGACAACAGUGACGACCCGCCCUUGGUCCAGAGCAGUUCGCCAGCGAAGACUGACAGACUGGCUCCCCGAGCCUCCCCGGAGGCCGACGAAUUAGAUUAGCGUAACUUAUUCAGAGGUCAUUUCACAAUAAUAUCUAUGUGUUAGUUCCGAUUAAUCGUAACCGCUUUUGUGAACAAGUAAAGAUGUUGCCGUAACGAUACUGUUUAUAUAAUGUCUGGUAGAUGAUACUGUCUCAAGAACUUAUUAGAGAAUUUUGUCUUCGAAUAAGAUCAAAUAAGUCACAAUAUAUCGGAUGAAUCUUUAGUAAAUAUAUUGAUCAAACAUGUUCACAAUGUUCUUAUUUUUUAAAGAAGGAAAUCUUAAUUUAUGGUAUGAUACAAAGGUGAUUGUAGUGUAAGAAGUAUUCUGCCAUUACCUGAAGCAAAUCUGUAAAUAUUUAUGGUAACCUAAUAUGUAAUGUAUUAGAGUUUUGUGUUAUUGAAAUAACGUGUUACUUUGAUUGUGCUUAGAGGUUGGCGCUGGAGGUUGGCAUACUCUAUUCAGUGAUUUAGUUAAUAGCAAUUAAAUAUUUUUGUUCAAAA